CAAGCCAAAGAGUACUCGAGCGCGCACAGCUGCCGAAAAAGUAGAAACGGACAACCGAUAACCGAACCGCAGAGUAAAACGCCUGAGCCAAGUUAUAACCGUUUACUUUGGCUAUUUUCCGUACCGAUUUUAUAGGAGUCGUUAUUUGCUAGAUGCAUUGUUCAAUUGUAGUGUACGGCUGAUGCGAUUGACGGUCGAUACGUCUAUCCGCACAAACCGAAAACAUUUCGGCCAACCGACCAUCGCUAUCUUAGCAACAGCAUUAGUGUCCAUAACAAGCCGUAUUGGUGACCGCGUACAACGCAAGACAAUUGAAAGAAUUUUAUUUUACUAACGGGUUGACGCACCGCAUAAUUGCAAAAACAAAUAGAUUCAUUAUAGAAAUACUAGUAAUAGGAGCGAGGUGAAGCAACAAAAAAAAAAAACAAAAGGAAACGCGCAGCGACGAAAGUCAACAAAAAAUCUAAAGUGCAUGCAAGUGAAGUCGAGGAAGACGAGUGUGUGAAAGGAAUGCGCCCGAUUGAUUUUAAAAUCUUGCAUUAAACUACAAAGUGACAAAACUUUUGUGCUGCUGAAAAAGAAUUACAAAAAAAAAAACACAAAAACAACUAGCAACAAGGUGCAUGCGCGCUGAUAACAGUUCGUUUUCCAAGGAGUCUUAACUUUUGGCAUUCAUGUACGCACAGCAAGCGCGCGCGCGGACCAAAAUGUGAAUUGCGUUCCCAACUAUGCAGAACAUAAACAUUGAAAAGUAAACAUCCAACGGAUAAAACUGUUUUUUUUUUAAACAAAUCCCACAACCAAGUGUAGGUUCCCUCGAACGCUUCGUCAAAAAAGUGCCGACCUUGGUUCGCCGCGUCCAAAGUGCUCGCGUCGUCUAAGUCCGUCGGUGAUUUGAAAUCGUCUUAUUUCAUCCGCGCGACCAGUGAACAGCCGCCAACAUAACGGCGCAAUUAUUGAACAGUUUCCUGAAGGGAUCGCCCCACCAGACGACGAUCGACAUCAUGCAAAAACUAUACGCGGAGGCGCCGAGCAACGGGCCUCCGGUCAGCAUGAGCAGCAGUGUCGGCGCUGGUAGUGGUGGUGGUUCUAGCAGCGGCGGAGGUGGUGGCACAAAUGCUGGUGGCGGCGGCGGUGGUGGAAGUGGCGGUGGCGGCGGUAAUCCUUCGAUUCCUCACUCAAACAUUCCAACCAGCAACGGCGGCACAAUGAGCCCGCUCGCCCGCAGCGCAUACACAGCUAUGAAUUCCAUGGCCAUGCCCGUUGGUGGCAUGUCCUCCGUUUCACCACAGACCGCCGCGUUUGGUGCACUCGAAUCCGCUGCGGCGGUGGCUAGCAUGAGCGGCGCCCACGCUAUGAACUCCAUGGCUGGCAACUGCAUGACGCCCAGCUCGAUGAGUUAUGCAUCGAUGGGCUCACCGCUGGGCAAUAUGGGAAAUUGCAUGGGCGGCGGCAUGUCAGCAAUGACGGCUAUGGGUGGCUACUCCUCCAUGGCGGCAGCAGCCAGCGCACGUGAACUGGACACGGGCUCGCCGAAUUCAUUAAAUCGUGCUCGUAUUGACAAACCGACCACCUACCGCCGGAGUUAUACACACGCUAAGCCGCCCUACUCGUACAUAUCGCUGAUCACAAUGGCGAUACAGAAUAAUCCGUCACGCAUGCUCACACUGUCGGAAAUCUAUCAGUUCAUUAUGGAUCUGUUUCCAUUCUACCGCCAGAACCAGCAACGUUGGCAAAACUCUAUACGUCAUUCGUUGUCCUUCAACGACUGUUUCGUGAAGAUACCACGCACACCAGACAAGCCCGGCAAGGGUUCCUUCUGGACGCUGCACCCUGAUUCCGGCAACAUGUUCGAGAAUGGUUGUUAUUUGCGGCGCCAAAAGCGCUUUAAGGACGAGAAGAAGGAGGCCCUACGUCAGCUGCACAAGAGUCCGUCGCACAGUAGUCUGGAAGCGACGAGUCCUGGCAAGAAAGACCACGAAGAUUCGCACCAUUUACACCACCAUCACAGCCGGCUGGAAAACCACCAGCAGCAUCACCAUAGCAAAGAUAUAACGGGUGCAGCGGUGGGCGGCGCGGGCAGUGUACUCGGCAGCGCCGUUAGUCGAGACCAGUUGGCCAUGAUGCAAGCCAAUGCCGAGCUUUGCUUGGGCCAACAGGCGGCACAACAUGCACCCAGCCACCACCAUCAGCAACAUCAUCAGCUGCAGCACGAAGAGCUUUCGGUCAUGGUGAAUAGAUGCCAUCCAUCCUUGAUCAGCGACUACCACCCCUCCAUGCAUCAUCUGAAGCAAGAACCAUCCGGCUAUACGCCAUCCAGCCAUCCCUUCUCCAUCAACCGCCUCCUGCCGGAGUCCAAGGCGGACAUCAAGAUGUACGACAUGAGCCAAUAUCCCGGCUACAAUGCGCUCAGCCCAUUGACGAAUUCACACGCGGCCUUAGGACAGGACUCGUACUACCAGAGUCUCGGCUAUCAUGCGCCAACCGGCACGACUAGCUUGUGACA
Molecule: messenger RNA, 2506 nt
Organism: Rhagoletis zephyria (snowberry fruit fly)
Lineage: Eukaryota; Metazoa; Arthropoda; Insecta; Diptera; Tephritidae
Product: protein fork head-like
Biological process (GO): regulation of transcription by RNA polymerase II; cell differentiation; anatomical structure morphogenesis
Molecular function (GO): DNA-binding transcription factor activity, RNA polymerase II-specific; protein domain specific binding; RNA polymerase II cis-regulatory region sequence-specific DNA binding
Source: RefSeq, a predicted model, not a curated record